Aspergillus melleus is the source of this 324-nucleotide messenger RNA. Its product is annotated as putative quinol monooxygenase. The coding region runs from base 1 to 324 and encodes 107 amino acids. NCBI's taxonomy places the organism in Eukaryota, Fungi, Ascomycota, Eurotiomycetes, Eurotiales, Aspergillaceae. The record is from RefSeq and is a predicted model, not a curated record. The transcript has 3 exons.
AUGUCCGACGAGGUCAAUGUGGUGGCAAUCAUGUAUCCCAAGGCGGGUAAACACGACGAACUUGCGUCGCACCUCGCGGAACUGUCUCGGGCGGUGCAGGCCAAUGAACCGGAUACGCUGGUGUACUAUGCCUUUUCGAUCAAUAAUGGGAGUGAGAUUAUGGUGGUUGAGAGAUACCGAGACCACGAAGCGCUGCAGACUCACCUGUUAGGACCGUAUUUCCAGACAUUCGGCGAAAAGGCAUCGGGAUUGAUGGAGCGGCCGUACGAGGUGAAAGUCGGGAAUGGGAUUCUGGACGGGUCAGCGGGGGUGAUGAGGCCUUGA